Messenger RNA from Bradysia coprophila, 3475 nucleotides. It is a transcript of the gene koi, whose product is annotated as Sad1 and UNC84 domain-containing protein klaroid. Gene Ontology annotation, molecular function: protein-membrane adaptor activity. The record is from RefSeq and is a predicted model, not a curated record. Gene Ontology annotation, cellular component: meiotic nuclear membrane microtubule tethering complex; nuclear envelope. NCBI's taxonomy places the organism in Eukaryota, Metazoa, Arthropoda, Insecta, Diptera, Sciaridae.
CAUUAUCCGUCAUUCAUUCACCACACGCAUUUUGAGUUCAUAUUGUUUACAAAAAACAGUUCUCAAAAAAACGCCAGAGUCUAGUUCGCGAUUUGAUUUCUUCUAAUAAAAAGUAGAGUUGAAACCUUGAACAUUUAUGGAAAUUUAUCGCUGAAUGUUAAUGUUUUUACGACGGUCACGGCAUUGGAUGUAUUGAUAAAACAUUGAGAUAUGAGUGAGCAACUAGCGCCCGAAACACGCAACAAAUCCAGAGAAAGGUCAAAGACACCAUUUCACCUACGUUCACAAUGUGAUGGCGAUAACUGCAAUGAAGUAGGUCACAUUCAUGGUCCUACCAAAAAGAUUCCUACAGUGUCAACUAUCACUGAAGAACCACAAUCGUCAGCUUCGAGUCAUAACAGCGUAUCAGUAACGAAAACAGUCGUCUAUUCAGUAACAAACAAUGCUACGUCAAGCCAACACAAUCAAAAUUCAAUUGAAGCGUCUCUAUCUUCCACAAAACCGAUUUUAACGGUACCUGCAACAACAACGACCACCAAAGUUAACACAAAGUCAAACCAAAGUAGUAGUCAGAAAACGGUGCGAAAGACGAUGAGCGGCAGAACAGAAGUUAGAGAGCAUCAAGACUUAUCCAACCUGAAACACUCGACGCCUAAGCAGAAUUCUGUGAAGGUCAGCCAAAUUUCACCAAACAUUUUGGAAAAUUUGAAUUUGAAUGACCAUCUGGCAUACAAAGAGUACAAGGAAGCUGGAGAAUAUUGGAAAAAGUAUCCGAAAACGGACUACGUCUACUCGCCCACCUAUUCCCCAUUCCGACGGGAAAUUAAACCGGGCAUCAUCGCAAUGCCAAACAUGUCUCGACGAAGUCUCGAAAGCCACCAAAAUCGGUCCAAUGAACUGGCAUCAUUAACCACCACCGCUCAAGAGUCGUACAUUCGAUCGCGUUUUCAGUCCAAUUUCGACAAAUUUCAGAAUUUUAACCUAUCAGACGACGACCUCGAUGCGAAUGAUUAUCGUACGACGUCCAUUUAUCAAAGUACCGAACAGAAAGCGUCCAUCAUACGGCGAUUUUUCACAUCAAUUGUUACGAUCAUUGUGACAACCUUUCACAAAACGUGUCGCAUAUUCAGCAGAAGUGAAGUGGAUUACCGAAAUUACCGGAAUGGGCGCUAUGACGGUGUGAAUGAAAGUGCAGAUGGAACAGUAACAGGUCUAUUGUCUACAACAUCGUCAGCGUCUAGAACAAUGUUGGCGUCGAUCUUUCGUUACAUCUACGUAACCAUCGCUUCCAUUCAAUUUUGGGAUUCGUGUGUCCUGCAGUCAUCAAAUACGGAGAAUCGUGGCAAGAAGCGUUUCCUGCUAUUACUGUUACUUCUGUUAUUAGCAGCUGCUGGACUAUGUGCGAGUCAAACAGAUAAAACGACAUCCCUAUCCGAUCGUCUACCACUUGCUCUGCAAUCAUUUAAAAACACGGGCUACGACUUCGUUGCGUCAACCAAAUCACUGCUGAAAUCCUGUUUCGAUUUCCACUGGUCGCUACCCAUCCUCUUCCAAUCAUAUUGGACCACGACCAACAAUUUUCCGUCCAGUUCAUCGCUGAGCGAUCGACAGUAUGCGGAUCUGAUCAAACACAUUGAUGCCUACAUCGAACACAUUAUCGCGACAAAGUCGAAAGAGACAAUAUCACCGGAAGCCAACAACAUUCUGAUCGCAUCGAUUGUCAAGGACACCAUUGUCAAUUACAAAUAUCAGCUCAGUUUGGACGACAUCGAACGGAUUGCUAAUGUUGUGCGGGAAAAGCUACGGGAAGAUGAGUCUAAAUUGGGCGUUCCGUUGGACGAACACAGAGAGUACAUUGCGAAUGUGGUAAAAGAGAAUGUGAACCUGUACGCUGCUUCGGCACCGACAAGCCAACACCACGAUGAACUGAAAGUUGAUGACAUUCUGGCGAAGGUUUUUGGUUCGGCCACAUUGUCGGAGGCUAUUCACAAACAGGUCGUCAAUCAAAUCGAUCCACAGCAGCGCCGAAUUGGUACACUCGAAAGUAAAAUUGAAUUCAUGACCGACAAGUUAUCGGACAAAACAUUGGAAAAUCAGGAUCUUAAGCAUUCGUUGGAUAUGUUAAAAGCGGAGUACGCAAAACUGUUGGGAAGUGUAAAUGUCCACAACGAUGACGUCGAUCUAAAAUUGAUAAAAUUGCUGAACGAUGUCGACGCUAAAUUUGCAACGUUCCAUCAGAGCCAGUACGCAACGAUAGACAGUCACGUGCAAUCAAUUUUGAUUGACAUCAUGGGCUAUGACAGUUCGAGUGGUAAGCCAACCGAGGUUGACUUGAGGGCAUGGAUUCAAAAUGUUUUCGUUGCCAAGACAUAUCUCGAGCAGCGACUGAACGAGUUGAGUGCUACCUUCGACAAAAAUCUAAAAGAUGAACUUCACCGUUCCGCUGCGAUACUGAUCAAAGAUGUGGGCGACCAGAUUAAGAAGGAAACGUUGCUGGUAAUUGAAAAUCGAGAGAAAGGUCAUGCUGGUCAUGUCGGAACGUUGGAUGAAAUGAAAAUUAAAGGCAUUGUCAAGGAAAUACUGGCCGUUUAUGAUGCCGAUAAAACUGGAUUGGUCGAUUAUGCGUUGGAAAGUGCCGGUGGUGAAGUACUUUCGACCAGAUGCACCGAGAACUAUCAGGCACAUUAUCGGCUCUCCGUUUUUGGCAUUCCAAUACCAUUCACGUAUCAGACGAAUACACCGCGGACAGCCAUAUCCCCGACAGUCCAACCUGGAAACUGCUGGUCAUUUCAAGGAUUCCCCGGUUUCCUAGUCCUAAAAUUGAGUACCUACGUGUUCGUGUCAGGAUUCACCAUGGAACACAUACCAAAAUCACUAGCACCAAGCGGAAAAAUCGACUCAGCGCCGAAGAAUUUUAGCGUUUGGGGACUGGAAAGUGAAAGCGAUCGCGAUCCAGUCGAAUUCGGAAAGUACACAUUUCUGGAGAAUGGCACUAGUCUGCAAUAUUUUGCCGUUCAAAAUACCGACGUGGACCGAUCGUUUAAUGUGGUCGAACUUCGAGUGGAAUCGAAUCACGGCAAUCAGAAUUACACUUGCCUGUACCGGUUCAGAGUUCACGGUCAGCCAGAUACUUAAAAAAAAAGGGAAACGUUGUGCGUCACAAUUUUUUCAUUGUCACUUCCGUAACUAGAGUGACUCUUUAUUUACUGAGAAGUUCUUUUCAUUUCUUUUUCUUCUUCGUUUUGUAUUAUAUGGAAAAUGUAAAGUCGAGUUUUGCCUUAAAUAACAUUAGCAUAAGUCUGUUGUAUGUUCAAAUUUGCCAUAUGCCUUAUGCAGAUGCAGAUGCACUUGUAAGAUUGUUUUCUUCCUAAUAUUACGUUGUAUAAGUAUCCCAGAAACAGAAAUCAAUUGGGAUGAAAAUUUAAAUUAAUUUUGAAAAUAAAAUGGCCAAAGUUUGGCAUUGUAUAAAAAUCAA